Messenger RNA from Danaus plexippus (monarch butterfly), 4170 nucleotides. RefSeq lists its product as uncharacterized. Lineage: Eukaryota; Metazoa; Arthropoda; Insecta; Lepidoptera; Nymphalidae. Gene Ontology annotation, molecular function: G protein-coupled receptor activity. The record is from RefSeq and is a predicted model, not a curated record. Gene Ontology annotation, cellular component: membrane. Gene Ontology annotation, biological process: cell surface receptor signaling pathway; adenylate cyclase-activating G protein-coupled receptor signaling pathway.
AUGAUAGGCGGGGCUCAUUUGUUUAUAUUCAGUACGUCUUUCUAUGUGGGACUUCAGAUAUGUCUAGAAGAAAUAACGAAUAAUGGAAUUACGGUACAAUGGCCAACAAGCUUCCCAGAAAAAAAUAUUAUAUCAAAUCCUUUGUGUUAUUAUGGUGGCAAUUUAGUGACGCGAAAUUGCACUGACAAUAAAUGGGAACCACCGGCUGCUGAUCUACGACCCUGCAUGAUGGCUGAGAAUAUUUAUAACUUAUCGGGCUGUCCGCCAGGUUUUAACAAGAUAUCAAAAAACAAUGACGAUUUAUGCUAUCAAAUUGGUAAUCCCACGGAAUGGAACUAUCCUUGUCUUAAAAGUGGGGGAGCUUCUAUUAUUACAGAUUUAAGCAGUGAAGAUACUAUAAAUCUCUUACAAUCAUUAAAUGCUCGGAAUAUUUCAAGAUAUUUUUGGUUACCAGCUAAAAGACAAAAAUUUUUCAACCCAAUUAUCUGGCACAUCCCUGGUCCAAAAUGGGGUCACCCAGUAGAAAGUAGAAAUUUUUUGAAAACUAGAUUUUGGAUUUUACAUACAUGCUUACUUUUAGAUAUAAAGGAAAACGUUUUAGUUACGGAAGCCUGCACAGAAAAAUAUCCAAGUUUAUGUUUUUAUAUCAAUGAACUACAUUAUCCAGCGAAAUGUCCGAAAUACAUGUCGGUUAGAUAUCUACCAGAUGAUGGAACAUGUUUCGGAAUAGAACAAUCCGAUACUAAUCUAACAUUCCAAGAUUUUGUUACAAAAAAAUGCGCAACGCCGAUGGUGAUAGGGACAGUGAUUACACGUUUCAUAUUUAAAAACAUUGCCACGUUGAAUAAUUUACCAGAAGACGUGUGGUGCUGGUUUACUUCUCUCCAAAGAAAUGUUACGUCAAACACUGGCAACCAUUUUAAUUCAAGCAAUGCAUUUAUGUCCAUUAACAGUUUGGGUGCCGUUAGUUUAACAAACAAAGAGCACGUACAGUCCCUCCCCUGUAUGGCUUGUCAAACUGCAGUUAUUUAUCCAGAGGCUGAAUUAAAUUUCGAAUACAGUGAAGAAGAAAAGUUAAUAUAUCUUACAAUAUAUCAUCCUUCAAGCCUGUGGAAAUAUAAUCAAUAUGAUCGAGGAAUUCAGUGUUUUUCAGAUGGGAAUGGGUUAGUAAAGGUUGUCCACAUCGACGAUUAUCCGGUCCUACAAAUAAAGGAAAUUGCUAAUUAUAAAAAUUCAGACACAGAUAGUGUGGAUAAAAGUUAUGCUAUAAGUCUGAUAACACAGAGAUCAGCACAGUAUUGGUGCGAAGGACAUACUAAAAAUUUUUCCCUCAUAUCAACACACAAACUGGUAGUUAAUCCUUUAGGCGAAGAGGUACAUGUUUUUUCUCUUGUUAUAAAAAUAAACGUUUCCACUUAUUACUUUUUAGAUAAGUUGGAAAUUUUUAAUAAUGAAAUACUAAAUAACAUAAAAAUUAUGUUCAAACCUAAAAAAGCUCUCGUAAUGGAAUACCUUGAAUAUUCUGAGAAUCACUUCAUGAUUUUACUGCAUUUAGACAUUGACAUAAGAAAUGUGUACAAUGAUACAGGUAAAAACAUUAAAAGGACAUACGAUUCCUUAUUGAAUGUAGCGCAAUCGGAGUUAUCCAAAUACAAUUAUAUUUUUAUAAAUAUAUCCAGUUCUAUGUAUUGCUUGCCAACAACAUCUUACGAUAAUGCUACUGAACUAAAUUGGGAACUAACGGCUAUUGGGCAUAUAGCAGCACCGAAAGAGUUUUGUUUGCAAAAAAAUGGGUUACCCGUAAAGAGAUUAUGCUCUGGUUCAUAUCUUCUAGGAAGCAUUUGGGGAGGUGUAGAAGGCACAUGUAAUCAAAAUUACAAACCGUCAUAUACAACAACAUUUCUAUAUAAUUUUGUGAAAGACCAAGUAACCGAAAAUGAUACGUCUCGUUUUCUAAUUGAUGGUCUGAGUUUCGUCUUAAAUGAUGUGAACAUUAUAAUACCAGCGGAUAUUUAUUAUUUAUCUAUGUCUUUAAAACAUAUACUGAACAAAGCUGACGAAAACCUUACUAAAAUCGAUAUGGGAAACAUCGAUAAUAUUGCGUGGGCAAUUGAUAGAGUUAUGCUUCUUGAUACAUCUUACUUGCGAUUAUCUCAAACACUAAAUUCAACAAACGUUAUUCUUGAUUCAGUAGGGGGCAUCAUCAAUAGAUUAGCUGUAAGAGAAGCUAAAGCAGGUAGUAUUCAACGAAAUUUCUUAAGUAGCUAUCAGUUGGCUGUUCGACCUCGUUUUAUUUUACAAGUGUCUUAUCCACACAUGAAUAAUGUAAGUGGAAUUGCUGUGACCAGAUUGUCCAGUGACGAUUCAUUUAUAUCUAUGGAAAUAAAACCCUUAUUUAUAAAUACAACAUUAGAAGAUGUAUUGUCAAUAGAUAAUUUGGAAGUGGCAACUUGGGUACCGAUGAAUGUUUUACAAACUCUGAAAAAAAUUAACUAUAAUGGAAGUAAAGAAGACGUAGAAAUGGAUGAAGAUAUUUAUAUUAUAAUAAGUGUCUUCUACAGCGAUGUUAUGUUUCAAGAAUUAAAUGUAACAUAUAAUGUAAAUAGUCGAAUAGUAGGAGUGGCGCUGCCACCUGGUUUUAUUUCCAAUUUAGAAGAGCCAAUUCCUCUGAUAUACAAAGACCUAGUAUCUGCAGGACAGAAUAAACAUUGUGGGUAUUGGGAUUUCCAAAUGAAUUCAAUGGGUAGUAGCCCUGGUCAUUGGUCAAACAAAGGAUGUUACUUAAGAAAAACCAACAACACCUUGACUCUUUGUCAAUGUUAUCAUCUCACACAUUUCGGACAGUUGAUAGAUUUUAAUAGAGCUAAAAAUGUUAGCGACGCUCAUGCACGCCAUUCAAUACCUUUGAACAUUAUAUCAUUAAUUGGAAGUUUUCUUUCCCUGUUGGGCAUCAUGGGUUUGUGGAUCACGGCCUGUGUUUUUCAGACGUGGAGGAAAAAAGCUAGCACGAAAGUUUUACUUCACCUUUCAAGCUCAAUUGCUAUGCCCCUGUUGAUUAUGAUAAUUUUUAAUUUGAAUGAUACAAUUUUUGUCGAAGAUAACGGUGUUUGUACCAUUAAAGAACGUUCCAAAAUAAUAUGUAUAACAUUGGGUGCAGCUUUACAUUACUUUGUUCUUUCUAGCUUUAUGUGGAUGCUUAUAACUGCUGUCUUGCAAUUUAUAAGGUAUGUGAGAGUUCUCGGUGUAUACAGACCUAAAAGAUUCAUGAUCAAAUUUACCCUAAUAGGUUGGGGCACUCCUCUGAUACCUGUUAUCAUAGUAUUGGUUCUUGAUAAGGAGAACUACUUGUAUAGAUCACCGGUGUACACCAAUUUUAAGUAUGCAAUCUGUUAUCCGAGCGGCUUUUAUUUCAUAGUAACAGUUGUUGUUCCUAUAUGUAUAAUUCUUUUGAUAAAUAUUUCUUUAUUUAUUUUAGUUAUGUGCUCAAUUUCCAAAGGACCUGAUGGUAAAAUGCGAACAGCUGACGUUGAUUUGUUAGGCGCCCAGCUAAGGUUGUCAAUAUUUUUGAUAUUUCUAUUAGGGCUGACAUGGAUUUUUGGUAUAUUUAGUUUUUCUAAUAACUUAAUUUGGUCUUACCUCUUCUGUUUGUCUUCUACUAUGCAAGGAUUUGUUUUGUUCGUUUAUUUCAUAAUCUGUGAUUCCCAAACAAGAAAUCUGUGGUUGACCUUAGUGAAACCCCAAUUCCGUAGUAUGUCAUCAAGGGAGAGUGUAGUAAGCUUAAGUAGUAACUAAGUAAUUAAAAAAUAUAUUUUAAUCUUUAUUCACUCUAUUGUUAGGUUUACAAUUUUUUGUUUAUAAUUUCAAGCUGUAAGAUUUUCAAUAGUUUAGUUUAUUUUAAAUGUAUGGUAAUUAUUUUAGGCUUUUUUUUUAAUAUUUUAAGAACUGUUUAGGUUUUAUAAUACGUAAAAGAUAAAAAUUACCGAUUUAAUCUUAUUUUAUGUAAAACUGUGUACUUUUUAGUGUUUGUUAACGAACACACCACGGUAUGAUCUAUACAAUGUUGAAAAGCAACACGCUUAUAGUUAAGUUAAUGGCUUGUUAUAACAUAGAAUAGGUAGUGCUAAAUUUAGAAAAAUAAUGUAACUUAUUAAUAAAGGACAUUAAAACAGA